AUGCCUCCCAAUGUGCGGGCCCCUAACAAGGGAGCCUCCGCAGCUUCACCAACAAGCCCAAAGUGCGCCGUGUCCUUCCUGCGCGAUGAACCGAGAGACAGUGCAGCUAACCGUCAAUAUGAUUUAUACAGACCAGCUCCGCAGCCUUUCUUUCUUCCGCUGAACGUUGUCUUUUACCUGUGUCUAUUCUCGAACGUCCUCGCAGCCGCGUUGGCCCCGAUCCAGGAUUGCGAUGAAGUCUUCAACUACUGGGAGCCGACUCACUACCUAACGCACGGGUACGGGCUUCAAACUUGGGAAUACUCUCCAGAAUACUCCAUCCGCAGCUGGCUAUACGUUGCUCUCCAUGCCGUCGUUGCCAAAAUAUCCAUCAUAUUUACGCGUACCAAGUCAGCCCAGUUCUACUUCGUCCGCAUGGCGCUAGCUUUGGUUUGCACGAUGUGUGAGACCAGACUGUUCUCCGUGAUCUCACGCACGCUGAACCCUAGAAUUGGUGUGCUAUUUCUCAUGAUAAUUUUGUUCAGCCCUGGCAUGUUCCAUGCCUCGACUGCUCUCCUGCCAUCCAGCUUUGCGAUGUACACAGGCAUGCUCGGGCUGUCGGCGUUUUUAGAUUCGCGACAGGGCCUUCAAACCGCCAAAGGUAUCCUAUGGUUUGGGGUUGGUGCGUUGCUCGGAUGGCCGUUUGCCGGAGCUUUGGUGGUACCGAGAUCCGGCCAGUCCUUUUUAGGAUCUUCGACAGGAUCGUUCGGUGUCUGGGCGUUCUGCUCCUUGAAAUUGCCCGUUGAUAGCCUCUUUCAUCCCGGUCCUCUGCUCCUCCUGCAGGCGCUAUUCCGCUCCCACCAAACGUCCAAGCAAACCUUGCUCAGGUCAAUAACAUAUCUACUGCCAUUUUACCUCUGGCUUGGCAUUUUUACCUUGCAGCCGCACAAGGAAGAGAGAUUCAUGUAUCCGGCGUAUCCUUUCCUUGCAUUGAAUGCGGCAAUCGGUUUGCAGAUACUGCUUGUCUACCUAGGCUCAAACGACCGUCGGGAGUUGAUCGGCCGGCUUCCUAUCAAGUUGAAAUUUGCCGUGAUUAUCAGUGUUGUGCUGUUCGCUCUCAACGUCGGGAUGUUGAGGAUCAUGGGCAUGAUGACCGCAUACAAUGCUCCGCUCAAGGUUUUCAGCGAUCUUGAAACCCCGAAACUUGCCGGAACAGGAGAUUUUGUUUGUGUUGGGAAAGAAUGGUAUCGUCUCCCUUCGUCGUUUUUCCUUCCCGACAGUUUACGCGCCAAAUUCAUCCAAAGUGAGUUCAGAGGGCUGUUACCUGGUGAGUUCGUGGACUCGGAUCAGGGCGGGAUAUUCGCUGGAACAUGGAACACACCACCGGGCAUGAAUGACAUGAACCGAGAAGAUCCUUCAAAAUACACCGAUAUCUCGCAAUGCAGAUUUCUGGUAGACUCUUACUUCCCGGGAGACGAGGCAUCCGAGCUGCAACCCCAUUAUAUCCUCGACGACAAAACAUGGGAGAAAAUAUCCUGCAAACCAUUCCUUGAUAGCAGCCGCACGAAUGCGUUGGGCCGCAUUCUCUGGGUACCCGACAUGCCAUUCAUCCCCAAGAGGAUGCAGCGAAAAUAUGGGCAGUACUGCCUGCUCAAGCGGAGAGAGCCCGUGACCAUCAUGGAAGCUCCCUUGUUGCAUCUCAUCAACCAAUUCCAUGUUAGAGAAUUGGCUGGUAUUCUUCUUUUCGCGAUUGCUUCUUCAUGGGCCGUCAACGCUCUUCUAAGAAGAUUUGGCUCACGCGCUUCCAAACGACCUGGCACUCCGGAUUUAGAACAACGCAAUAGCCAAGCGGCCAAACAUCCCGACAGAAAGCCAGGAGAAUGGAUACCGCAAGACUUUAAGCGGCCCGACCCCGUGCCUUACCCUGAUUGGGAUGUUCACACGUCGAAACCAAAGCCAUAUCGGCCUUUUCGAUACGGCCCAAAAUAUUUCAUCACUAUGGGCUUGAGGUCGAUGAAGUGGGAUGAAUGGAUCGAACUUGACAAUCAUUACCUCAAAUACCACGCCGAUAAAGCGCGUCGCAUCAAAGAGAGGGAGAAGAAAUGCGUCAUGGUCGCUCCGGAGGCCAUGGACGGAGUCAUCGAACUCCUCGAGGAACUCUCCUCCUACCUCCCCGUCCGCUACCCUUCCCUCUUCCGCAAAACCCCCGUCGGCAUCGACAACCUCCUCACCGGCGAAUCCUUCAACAUCACUCAGCGCCCCUUUGCCGAAAACCCGAUGACCACCUGCGCCCGCCUCAUCCAGGACGACAUGGCGCUCAUGUUCGAAAAGCCCGACGGCCAAUACUACCUCCUCGCCGGUGCCAUCCUGCUCGCCGGCUUCUGGCGCCUCGAAGAUAAAUUCGGCAUGCCCCUCUCCGAAAUCCACACCUCCGGCUCAGUCCCCGGCUACGAAACCAAACUAGAAAAGGGCAUGAUGAACUUCUUCCGCCGCCUAAAGCCAUCCGACCCGGUCCUGCGGAACAACUACUUCAUCCAGGUCGACGAGGACCUGGCCUGGUCCUACAGCAUCGGCCCCGAGGACAGCACGUCAGUGAGCUGGAGCACGGCGGAGAAAAACAAGGCGAUCGAGCACCACUACUUCCGGUCCGAGCGCCAGUCGCUACGCCGCCUGCCGCGCUCGGGCGCCGUGGUGUUUACUAUCCGCACGUACUUUGAGCCCAUUGCCGAGAUCGUCAAGGAGCCGUAUGUCCCCGGGCGCCUGGCGUCGGCUAUCAGGAGCUGGGGCGAUGAUGUGUCGCGGUACAAGGGGCGGGAGAGGUAUGGGGAGGUGUUGUUGGAGUAUUUGGAUCAGAGGCAUGAGGAGCAGCUGGCGGCGGGGUUGGAGCUGGAGAAGGAGGAGGAGGUUCGGAGUUAUCCGUAUUAA
Messenger RNA from Uncinocarpus reesii 1704, 2904 nucleotides. RefSeq lists its product as uncharacterized. Gene Ontology annotation, biological process: protein N-linked glycosylation. The record is from RefSeq and is a predicted model, not a curated record. The coding region runs from base 1 to 2904 and encodes 967 amino acids. NCBI's taxonomy places the organism in Eukaryota, Fungi, Ascomycota, Eurotiomycetes, Onygenales, Onygenaceae. The transcript is spliced from 10 exons. Gene Ontology annotation, cellular component: endoplasmic reticulum membrane. Gene Ontology annotation, molecular function: alpha-1,2-mannosyltransferase activity.